UCAUUUGCGCCAAAAUUUCAGAAACCCUCUCUGGAAUUUCCAGCUUCCUUCGUCAUCAAUUCCGUUUCAUCUUCCCGCCACAACAAUGCCGCCGCCGAUGACGACGACGACGAUCUUCUUCCUUCCACCUAUACAGUCUUCUUCUCGCGGUCUUCGACCUCGCAAUCUCCGACUUAUCGCUCCACAAUCGCGCACUCAAGAGGCCGAAGCGUUCGGCUUCAAUCGCCACUGGCAAGGACUCAAUCCUUCGAGUAAAUGGAGAAUGGCCAAUACUUCUGCAAAUUAUAAUUGCACGAAUCAGAAGGACGUUACAAUUUUGUUUGUUGAUGCCAUUGUGGUUGAAGCUUUCAACUCAAAAACUCUGUUCCUGAUUGGAUGCUAUACCAUCGUUGAUAUUGAAAUAAACAUAAUAAAGCUUCGAGGGUUGAGCUGAAUCAAAUCUGCAGAUUCAAGUAAGUUAAAAACUAAACUACUACUGGCUCUCUUUUAGAUAAUCAUUUUAUAUGAUCAUCUCAUUUUAGCAAACUUCUUGCCUACCAAGCCAAAAGCAUGCCGAUAUUGUUUGCACGUAAUGGUCGUAGUUGUGUCUGAAAGAGAUGGCUUUCUAUUGCAUAGUGAUUGACCGCCUUUUUCUUUGAUUGAUGGUUUGAUUAUUUGAAUUAGGCUUAGACUGAUUUCUUAGAUCAGAGUAGAGUAUAUUAGGAAAGAAAAGAAGUCUUUGAAUACCCUUUACUGUCUGUAUCUUUUGAUUUGGAAACAUGCAAAUUAUAGAUACUAUCUGCACAAUAUAGUAUCCAUAAUCUUUUACGAACUCUUGGUUCGUUAUUAUUUUGCAAGUGUUUUUUUCUUAAUAAACAAAACAGAACAAAAAGAGCAGAACUAGAAAAAAAAAUAGAAACUA
Molecule: messenger RNA, 901 nt
Organism: Cucurbita moschata (crookneck pumpkin)
Lineage: Eukaryota; Viridiplantae; Streptophyta; Magnoliopsida; Cucurbitales; Cucurbitaceae
Exons: 4
Coding region: 86-433 (115 amino acids)
Source: RefSeq, a predicted model, not a curated record